GAGGCGCCGGGCGCCCCAUGAGGAGACACGAAUCAGAGAGAGCCCCGUGGAGCAGCCCCCACCAUGCACCCCGCCUGUGCCCAUCUCCACAGCAUCCAGGGCAGCGGUGGUGACUCCUCCUGCUCCUGCUCCUCGGCCAGGCUGCCUGCGGAGAGCCCCUGCCCCGGGGAUGUGCGCAUCCAGCUGGGCUCCGGCGCGCCGGAAUCCAGGGAAAGCCCGAGCUCCCGGGGCUCGCAGAGCCGCGGCCAUGGCGAGGCAGCCGGGCCCGAGGAUGCGGCUGCGGAGCCCGAGGAGCAGGGCGGGAGCUCCCUGGCCGAGCUGCGCUGCCUCCUGCAGUGGCUGCACAGGAGCCUGCCCUACCUCCUCAUCCUCGGCGUCAAACUCCUCGUGCAGCACAGCACUGGCAUUUCUCUUGGAAUUGGGCUGCUAACAACUUAUGCAUAUGCAAACAAAAGCAUAGUAAAUCAGGUUUUUCUCAGAGAACGGUGCUCCAGGCUGCAGUGCACGUGGCUACUGCUCUACCUGAGUGGCUCAUCCCUGCUCUUGUAUUACACCUUCCACUCUCAGUCCCUGUAUCACAGCUUAAUCUUCUUAAGCCCCACUGUGGAUUUUAUGAACUUUUGGGAGGUGCUUUGGAUUGUGGGAGUCACAGACUUUAUUCUGAAAUUCCUCUUCAUGGGCUUGAAGUGCUUUGUUCUCCUGGUGCCUUCUUUUAUCAUGUCCUUUAAAUCCAAGGGCUACUGGUACAUGCUGUUAGAGGAGCUCUGCCAGUAUUACCGUAUGUUUGUCCCCAUACCAGUGUGGUGCCGUUACCUCAUGGCCCAUGGGGAGCUGGACACUGCCCUGGGAUGGACCCUUGGCAUUCUGCUGGGCCUCCUCUACCUCAUCCUCAAGCUUUUGAGCUUUUUUGGACAAUGGAGAAACUUCAGGCAGGUCUUACGGAUAUUUUUCACACGCCCACACUAUGGGGUGCCAGCCAGCAAGAGACAGUGCUCUGAAUCUGAUGAUAUUUGUUCCAUUUGCCAAGCUGAAUUUCAGAAGCCUAUUCUGCUGAUCUGUCAGCACAUAUUUUGUGAAGAAUGCAUCUCUUUAUGGUUUAAUAGAGAAAAAACCUGUCCACUCUGCAGAACUGUUAUUUCAGACCAUGUUAACAAGUGGAAGGAUGGAGCCACAUCUAUGCAUCUCCAGAUUUUCUAAAGCUUGUCAAACAGUUUGGGUUCCAGUUUGUUUGUUCAUGUUAAGGUUUUUCAGUUUACUGCACAUUAAACUGUAGGUGGCACGAGGAAGGAGUUUCCAAAUUCCACAUACCAUGUAUUUAAAACAGUGCAGAAAAUGGCAACUUGACCUUUUCUAAGUAGAGAAAACUUUUCAGAAUGAAUGCAGAAAAAGCCAGCAUUGCUUCUCUUGUGACUCUCAUAGGAAACAGUCAAAUCUUUGAAAUGUGCUGCAUUACUUCUUAAUUCAACAUUUUCUUUUAGAAGUUCUGUAGGGUUCCAGGCUGUACUAAACUGCAUUCAUCCUUCUAACACAACUCAAGCCAAAAGGCCAACCUACUGAUUUUAUUAAGAUUAUGAGCAAAUUUCAUCCUCUGGACUGCAGUGAGAAUUAGAGCUGCUUGUGACUCCUGGCAUUAAAGAUCUUUAAUGCUUGCCCAGUAAAUGGGAGAAAUGAGCUUUUUAAUGCACCUGGACCAGCAACUAUUUCUCACUGCACCUGUAGAUAAGCACAAGAAUAAGAUAUUUCCCUUUUAGGUUCUUGUAGGCUUCUAAUGGAUCCUUGGCUUAAUCUUUUGGCUUUAAACCAACCACUGAUGUUAGUUUUUUACUUAGCAUUUUAUAAAGCUGGUAUUUUUAAAAGAAAUCUUUAAUACUAUAUUUUUGUCAUAAUAGGAGCCAGAUUUUCUUACAGGGGAGAAUCUAUUUUAUACUCUAUUUGCAAUUUGUAGCUUGCAUAAAAAUCAGAGAGAAUAAAUGCAUUUAAAUC
This is a messenger RNA of Agelaius phoeniceus (red-winged blackbird), 1983 nucleotides long. It is a transcript of the gene RNFT1, whose product is annotated as ring finger protein, transmembrane 1. Gene Ontology annotation, biological process: positive regulation of ERAD pathway. NCBI's taxonomy places the organism in Eukaryota, Metazoa, Chordata, Aves, Passeriformes, Icteridae. The record is from RefSeq and is a predicted model, not a curated record. Gene Ontology annotation, molecular function: ubiquitin protein ligase activity. Gene Ontology annotation, cellular component: endoplasmic reticulum.